UACUAUGUGACACAGAGGCUGAACCAUGUGGAACAGGUCGUGUCGAUUUCGCAGUUGAGGCGUCUUCUACAGUUCUUUUCAAUUUGUCUUUAUCAUGCAUGGUAUUUAUAGCUGUAGUUUAUACACGGUGUAACGACGCUGCUGUUAGUGUGUUGAGCCUGUUUAGCGGUUCUAAGUCGAGCUGAAAAUGGGGAAAUCAAAGACUAAGAAUCAGAAGAAAGCUCGGUCUGUAGCCAACCAUGUGGCCGAGGAGACGUACGGCUCCGUGCCCCACUCCUUCGUCUUCCAUCGGGGCCAAGUGGGAAAAAACGUGGGCCAGCUCAUCCAGGACAUGCGGAGAACCAUGCAGCCCUUCACUGCAGAGUCUCUCAAGGUGAGAAAGAAGAAUGUGCUGAAAGACUUUGUGGCCAUAGCGGGUCCACUGGGAGUAACUCACUUCAUGAUAUUCGGCAAAACAGAGAGCACUGUCAAUAUGAGACUUGCCCGUCUUCCCAAGGGCCCAAUGCUUUAUUUCAAAGUACUCAAGUAUUGUCUCGUCAAAGAUGUCGUGUCCUCUCUGAAGAAGCACCGGAUGCACGAGCAGCAGUUCACUCAUCACCCUCUUCUCAUCCUCAAUAACUUCGGAGUUGAUGGCAUGCACGUGAAGCUCAUGUCUACCAUGUUUCAGAACAUGUUUCCUUCCAUAAAUGUGCACAAGGUCAGUCUCAACAACAUCAAGAGGUGUGUGCUGCUUAAUUAUAACCCUACAACCAUGGAAAUUGAUUUUCGACACUACAGCCUGAAGGUGGUCCCUGUGGGAAUGAGCCGUGGCGUCAAGAAGCUGAUGCAGGAGAAGUUUCCCAACAUGAGCAAGUUUGAGGAUAUCAGUGAGCUGCUGAUGAAAGGAGCGAACCUUUCAGAAAGUGAAGCAGAGCAGGACGGAGAGCACAACAUAACGGAACUCCCGCAGGUCUACUCUGGAAGAGGAAACAUGGCGUCCCAGCAGAGCGCCGUCCGUUUGACUGAAAUCGGUCCUCGCAUGACUCUGCAGCUGACGAAGAUUCAAGAAGGGAUGGGAGAGGGAAACAUCCUCUAUCACUCUUUCAUCUCCAAAUCAGAGGAAGAGAUACAGGAGAUCCUGAACAGAAAGGAGGCCAAGCUGAAGGAGAAGGAGCAGCGCCGGCAAAAACAGCAGCAGAACAUUGCUGAGAAAAAGGAGAAGAAAGAGGAACUCAAAAAGAAGAGCCUGCAGGGCAUCAAAAGGAAGCAGGCAGAAGCUGAGGAGGACAGCGAGGUGGAGGAUCCCGGAGCGCAGGACGGCCAGACGGCUGCCGUCGAGUCUGACGAUGAGGUGGAGUACUACAGACAGGCUGUCGGCCAGGAGCCAGAUGAAGACAUGUUUCCCAGUGCUAAGAAAAGACGCUUCUCAGAGAAGUCUCCCGGCCCUGCCAAGAAGCAGAAGAAGCAGCUGACCCCUCGUCAGGGCAAAGACGGGAAAUCGCCAAAGAGGAAAGGUCCGGGAGGACAGCACAGAGACAAAAUGGACAAGAAACAGAAAAAGGGAUGGAACAAGCCAAGAGAUGGGGAGAAGUCAUUUGGAAAAAAUACAAAGCCCGGAGGAAAGCCGUUCAGAGCAAAGAAACCCUUCGAUAGGGACAGUAAAUUCGGUGGGAAGAAGAAAUUUGAUAACAAGAAUAAGAGCAAGAACUUUAAAUCUAAAGGUCAGAAAGGAAAGCCAACCUUCAAGAAGAGCGGCUCGGGACCAAAGCAAGGCUUCAAACAGAGGAAGGGCAAAGGCUGGAGCAUGAUGAGCAACUUUAAAGAAUGUGAGAAGUUUCAGAUCAGCCUGCUGCCUGCCAUGUAUGGCAUUGAGUUCGUGGCGGCCCUGGCGGGGAAUGCGUUCGCCCUGUGGCUGUUGGUGGUCAGAGAGAGGACGCACUGGCACACGGGAGUCGUCCUGUCCUGCAACCUGGCCGUCAGCGACCUGCUGUACGUCCUCACCCUCCCGCUGCUCAUUGACUACUACUCCAAGGGGAAGAACUGGUUGUUCGGAGACGCCAUGUGCAAAAUCGAGAGGUUUCUUUUCACCUGCAACCUGUAUGUGAGCAUCUUCUUCAUCAUGGCCAUCAGCGUGAACCGAUGCGUGGCCCUGCGCUGCCCCUUCUUCACCCGUUCCCGUGUGGAGCCUGUUCACGCCAAGGUCGUCAGCAUCGUCAUCUGGGUGGUUGUGGCCGUCAUUUCCUGUCCCGUGUUCAGGUUUUCCUCCGUUUGUCCCAGUCCGCACAACAACCACACUCUGUGUGUGUCCUACUGUGACAAAGUGCUGCUAGAUGAGAAGAAAAACUUCACCUACAAAUUGUUCCUGGCUAUAUUUGGGUGUCUCGUUCCCUUUCUGGUCACUCUCACUUCUUACUGCGUGGUCAUUUCUGUCGUGUGGCACAAUGCGAACAUAACCGCACUUGAAAAACGCAAAGUGGCCCUGCUGGUCUCGUCAGUGCUCGUGCUGUAUGCCAUUUCCUUUGUGCCUUAUCACGUCUCUCAGGUCUAUCACUUGUACCGGAGGAUCCACCACCCCCAGACCCCCGUCUGCUGGGUCUACAACAUGUACCAGGUGUCCAAGGGUCUGGCCACUCUCAACAUGUGCAUCCAUCCAAUCCUUUACAUGGCCGUGUUCGACAGCAUCAGAGUGGCAUGCUGCGGAAAGAGCCCAGAAGAUAACAUCAGAGAGAUGGUGAAGAAAUAGAGCUCUGGUUUAGUGUGUUUUUCCACUGACAUGCGUCCUCAUUUCAUGCAGCUGAGUUUAAAGUUAGUUCUGACAACACUGUAUUUACAUUUCAGAUUAUGGCUCUUCUUCAUAUAUUAUUGUAUUGCUAUUCUUUACUUUUAGCUAUGAUAUUUAGCCGUUUGUUAUUAAGUAUUCAAUUCUCUUUUUUCAGUAUCUAUCA
Messenger RNA from Salarias fasciatus (jewelled blenny), 2924 nucleotides. RefSeq names its product peter pan homolog (gene ppan). The record is from RefSeq and is a predicted model, not a curated record. Bases 188 to 2722 code for a protein of 844 amino acids. Gene Ontology annotation, molecular function: G protein-coupled receptor activity; rRNA binding. Gene Ontology annotation, biological process: rRNA processing; G protein-coupled receptor signaling pathway; ribosomal large subunit assembly. The transcript has 13 exons. Gene Ontology annotation, cellular component: preribosome, large subunit precursor; membrane. Lineage: Eukaryota; Metazoa; Chordata; Actinopteri; Blenniiformes; Blenniidae.